Messenger RNA from Durusdinium trenchii, 1914 nucleotides. The record is from the annotation of a GenBank genome assembly. Lineage: Eukaryota; Dinophyceae; Suessiales; Symbiodiniaceae.
AGCAGAGCCGACGUCACCCACCCCUUGGUCCUUGGCAUCGAUGGGACAACUGGCGGACUGUGUCGUCUAGUGGAGGCCAUGCUGGGAAUAGAGUUUCAGAAGCCCGAGGUCACGACGGUGAUUCGGUGGUUGUUGCGCUUCAUCUUGGUGCUUUUCCUGGCUUGGCUUGUUCGCCAGCGCGCAGAACAGGAGGAGGAAGAAUGCGAAGAAACCGAGUCCGACGUGGCAGACGCCAGAGCCAGGUCCAAUGGACUUAGGUCCCGUGGCUCCACACGCCCGACGACGCGACUGCAGCCGCGCCGUGACACGUACAACACUUCAGCUCGGCAAAGAAAGGGCGUCUCCAGCAACGAGUCUCCCGAUCUUGAUGCGAUCAUCGAGAAGGUGUCCAAGCCCAAGGAAAUGUGGCAGCCGCGACGCAGCGGCGAGCCUCUCCUCCUCAAGAAGCAGGAUGAAGCAGAUGGGACCGAACGAGAACGUGUGGCGGCCUCUGCCAGCAAGCCAGCGCGUGAUGCUCAAAAUGGCAUGACCUUGCAUGGCCACGAACGACCGGUGACCUUUAUUGGCUUCAAUGCUGAGAGCAACUUGCUCUUCUCCUGCGGCAAGGACAAGAUUGUUUGCGUUUGGAGCUUUCCUGCUGGUGAACUUCUUGGAAGCUACAAGGGGCACAAUGGCGCCGUCUGGUGCUGUAGUGCCACCUUUGACUCCAGGUGGCUCGUGACCUGCGGCGCCGAUCGUCUCGUGAUCGUGUGGGAAGCACGAACCUCGAGGGAGCUCGCCCGGGUGGAGCUGCCGGGCGUCGUGCGCUGUGUGGAGUGGGCUGGCGCAGUUGCUGGUGUGAACGCUUCCGAUGUCAGCGAACGCUUCGUGACCUGCCACAAUCGCUUCGGAGCACAUCCACCCGCCCUGACGGUCUGGCGUUUCGAUGGCAAGGCGAUCCAGGAGCUGAUUGUGGUGCCCAAGCUGCCCUCGGCCGCCAAUCAGGUCAGAUGGGGCAGAGCAAAUUACUUCAUUGCCAGCGCGCACGACAGCGGUGAGCUGAUCUUUUGGCGCGCCGACACGGGUGCAGAGGUGAAACGCCUCAAGGCGCAUGACGCUGGCAUUUCAAAGUUCGACUUCAAUGAUGAUCGCGAGCUGGUGGCAACUGUCUCACAUGACAUGAGCGUGUGCGUUUGGGAUGUUGGCAAAGGUGUAGAGUGGAAGCUUUUGUACAAAGCACAGACUGAUCGGCCGCUCAACGCAGUGGCCUUGGGACCCAUCUCUCGCUCGGCCGCCGUGGGCGCCAUCGAAGACCGGCCUCGAGAAGUCUGUGUCAUUGCAGCGGGUGGCCAGGACGUCCGCGACGUUGCCCGCAGCAGCAGUGCCACCGAGCAGUUUGGAACUCUUCUCUUCCGCUUGGGAACGUCCAAAGUGCCCGGGCAGCUGCAGGGCGACGGUGUCACCAACAAGGGCCACUUCGGUCCGGUGCAUACGCUGGCCUUUGCGAGCAACGGGACGGCCAUGGCUUCUGGCUCUGAGGAUGGCUUUGUGCGUGUGCACGUUUUUGAGAAGGAAGCAGAGUCCAAAUCCUGAGAGGAGCCGCUUGUGUUUCCUCAGUCAUUUUGUUGGAUAGUGAAUCUCGGCGCAACUGAAAGCAGGUGCCGCCAAUCCACCUAGUCUUCAUUAGGCCAACUUGUUGCGCAUCAAUCAGGUGUGCUUUCUUUGAACUAUACAAGCCGUGUUUCCGCCAUGGUGCGAUUUGCACCUGCAAAAAGUGCUUGCAAAAAGAUCUAAGUGCUGGGCCUAAAGGGUCGGGAAUCGGAUUAUUUGGGUUUAGCCUCCCGUGAAAAGAGCUUCCUCCAAAAUGGGAGGCUUCUUUUCAGAGCUUGGGACAUGUCCGUUUUGGACUGAACAAGACAAAUCCCUGUAAAGACC